Messenger RNA from Chrysoperla carnea, 670 nucleotides. Its product is annotated as stress protein DDR48-like. NCBI's taxonomy places the organism in Eukaryota, Metazoa, Arthropoda, Insecta, Neuroptera, Chrysopidae. Bases 35 to 619 code for a protein of 194 amino acids. The record is from RefSeq and is a predicted model, not a curated record. The transcript is spliced from 3 exons.
AGUAAAUAGUCUCAGAUACUACAAAAUAAAAAAAAUGAAUUCGAUAAUUGUGUUUUUGUUAAUAACUCAAAUUUUAUUGUUAUUAACAACAAUUAUCCAAGCUGGUGGAUAUGGAUUAAUUCGACCAUUAUCAAAUUAUGGAAGUAAUAGUUAUGGAUCGAAUUAUGGAUCUAAUUAUGGAUAUGGAUCAUCAUCGAAUUAUGAAUAUGAUGAUUUUUAUGAUAAUUCAAUACGACCAAGCAACAGACCGAAUUAUGGAGGAUACGGUGGAAAUGGUGCUAGUGGAUCAUAUGGAUCUUAUAGACCUGGCAGUGGUUAUGGUGGUUUAGAUUAUGGAUCACGUGGGGAUUAUAAUCGUGGUGGACGAUAUGAUUAUUAUGGUGAUAGUGGAUAUUACCGUGGCCGACCACAAAGUAAUUAUUAUGGCAGACCAUCGUAUUAUCGAGGUGAAUAUUAUAAUUCCAGACCGCGGUAUGAUUAUUAUUAUGAUGAUCGAGAAAAUUAUGGAAAUUAUGGAAACGAAGGUUUUGGAGGUUCAUACGAUCGAUAUCGAAGUGGAUAUGGAAACAAUAAUAAUAAUAAUAAUCGAUAUGGAGGGUACCGAUCAGGAUAUUAUUAAAUAUUGAUAAUUAUUUAUUUUUCUGUGAUAUUUAUUAUUAUUUUUCUAUAU